AUGGUGGAAGGGUCAUUGGGGUGUCAAAAGGAUGAUGAAGAUAUCAAUGAGAGUGAUGGUGAUAUGAUAACAAAGUUGCCAGACCCCAUUUUGCAGCACAUCCUUCUAUUCUUACCAACAGCUGAUGCUGCCCGCAUGAGCACUGUCUCAAAGAAUUGGCGUAACCUUUGGAAUUCACUCUCUGUGUUGCAAUUCUCCUUCAAUGAGAAUACUCAGAGUCAGAGUCUCGAAGAGUUCAUGUCUUGGGUUGAUGAUUCAUUGUCCACACUACGAUCCCUAGAGGAAAAGGCAAUCAUUCAUAGCUUCAUAUUGGACUUGAACUUGGUUGAAGUAAGACACCCCUUUUACAACAAUGGUAUGCACUGCAUGACUAUUAUUGAUUUCAUCAAUGAUUGGAUCAAUUUGGUUCUGAAAAACUGUGUCAAACAUUUGAAACUAGUUCUUUCAAACAUAAUGUACACUCUGCCUCUGGUAAUUUUUUCUUCAAAAUACUUACUCACAUUACAUAUAGAGGGCUGUUCUAUCCGUAGAGAAUCAUCAUUUCCUAUUGAUCAUGCACCAUUUAAUUGCCUUAAAGAGCUAGCUUUGUUGAGGGUUGAAGCAAGUAGUUAUAUUGUUGAGAAGAUCCUAUCUUUCUCCCCGUUACUUGAGAAAGUUGUUUUCAAAGAAAUUGGUAGGAUGGGAUCCCUUAGAAUUUGCAACCUUCCCCGGCUUAUUUAUGUUGAAGUUGAACAAAAACUUGAUGAAAGGCUUGUGAUUGAAGCACCAAAUCUUCGUACCCUCAUCUUACGAUUAAAUGGGUCAGUUAAUGUGUAUGUUUCUGAUUGUGUCACAUGGUCUAGUAAAUACGGAUCAAAAUUUGUUUUUGAACAUCCCCGUUUGGAGAUUUUGGACCUGUGCUUCUACAUAUGUACUAGGAUAAAGGUUGCGUGUUCUCAUCUUAGAAAUAUGUCCUUGUCAAACAAGGGUCAUGAAAGACCACUGGAGAUUGAGGUUGAUGCCCAAAAACUUGAGCAGCUCAAUUAUGAAGGUUAUGUUAUUCCAACUUUUAAUGGUAUGGAAUCUCUUGUAAAACCAUCUGUCACACUCAAACUACUUCUUGGAGGUCGCCCUGGUCUUGAUGUUGCUGUGAGGAGUUGUAUUGAGAUGUUCAACCAACCAAUGGUGCAUUUAAGUUAUCUUUAUGGACAGUGUUUCAAAGCACAGGAGAUUCUCUGGCCAGGGCAAGUACAACAAGUACAAUUUGAUUCUCCACCUCCCAAAGUUAAAUUCCUGAAGUGGUCUCUUGGCUCAUUAACUCCUGCAUAUGCUUAUCCAUACCUUUUAGAUGGAUCACUUUGCAGUUGUCAUCCAGCUAUUCUACGUGUAGAAACACUUCCCAGAAACAGGGAAUUCAUAAAGUUCCUUUGUCAUGAAUUACUUGAAAGAGAAGAAAACCCUGCCUGCUGUGAAGAUGAAACUGGUUUCAGAUGCUGGAGACAUUACUUGAAGGAUGUUCAUGUUGAGAUUCAAAGCCAGUCUGAAACUAAGCCAAAGCCGUACACAAGUAAUGCUUUGAUGGAAGUAUUGAAGUAUAUUGAUACAUCAAAGGAAUUUCAGUUUAGCAUGAACUGGUUACCAAAUUUAAUGUCACCGUUUUUUCUUUUCUUUUAGAGCAGGUCCGUCUUGGCAACUUUCUCCAUUCAGUCCAUUGAUA
This is a messenger RNA of Gastrolobium bilobum, 1696 nucleotides long. Its product is annotated as putative F-box/FBD/LRR-repeat protein At2g05300. The record is from RefSeq and is a predicted model, not a curated record. Bases 1 to 1653 code for a protein of 550 amino acids. Gene Ontology annotation, molecular function: protein binding. NCBI's taxonomy places the organism in Eukaryota, Viridiplantae, Streptophyta, Magnoliopsida, Fabales, Fabaceae. The transcript is spliced from 3 exons.